This is a messenger RNA of Beta vulgaris subsp. vulgaris (sugar beet), 5450 nucleotides long. RefSeq lists its product as hypothetical. Bases 185 to 5182 code for a protein of 1665 amino acids. The transcript is spliced from 9 exons. The record is from RefSeq and is a predicted model, not a curated record. NCBI's taxonomy places the organism in Eukaryota, Viridiplantae, Streptophyta, Magnoliopsida, Caryophyllales, Amaranthaceae.
CCCAUCAACAUUCUCUCUCCUCUUUCUCUCUCCUCAAAUCUUAAACCCUAAACUAUUAUCACUCCCGCCUAAUACAGAAGCUCGAGCUUCUUCCAUAAUCUCAAAAUUCAUCAGUUUUAGCGAUCAAUAUGUGAAGAAUUACAUCUACAUUGUAUCAAAAUCCUCCAUUAAUUUGUUUAAGUUAAUGGCGUCGAUUGCACCAUCAGUGAAGACGAUGGAGACGUUAAAUCCUUGCUGUAAUCUGUGGAAAACAAGGUGCAUGAAAAUGGAAGAGAAGAGGAGUGCUCUUCGUCAAGGUGUUGAGAUCCUUAAAGGUCAAAUUGAUCGUCUUCAACUGGAAAAUGCCAAGCUUAAGAAAGCAUCUGAUGAAGAACGUGCACGGCUAAAUGUUUUGGAAGAGGAAAAAGGAAAGGAGGCGUCUCUUCGGAUCUCUUUGGAGAAAGAAAUUGCUUCGUUGAAGUCAGAGAAAUCUUCCACUAAGCUUGAGGUGGACUCUAGAAAUGUAGAUUUGGAUAGAGAAGCAACACAUCUUCGGACAUGCAUUUCUGAGAGGGAGGUGGAGAUAGCUCGUCUUAUGCAGCUUCUUGCUGAAGAGAUAACAAGGGCUGAUGCAGAAAAAAAGGCUGCUGAGUUGGAGAGGAAGAAUGCCGCUGAGCUACAGAAAUCUCUAGAAUAUGAAAAGAGGAAAGCUGAUGAAGCCACUAAGAUGGCUAAUGCUGCUGCCAAGGAAGCUGAAGAUGGUAGGCUUCAGUUAGAGACUUUAAAAAAUGAAUUGGAGAAAACAAAUUUGAAAUGGGAAGAAGUGACCACAAAGCUUAAGGCUGAAAAGGAAAAUGCGAUUAAAGAGAAAACAUGUUCAGAUGAGAAGCGGGUGAAUGAAGAACAAAGCGGUGGUAAUAAUCUACUUAAGCAGUUGGAAGAGGAAAAGCAGAAGGUUGAAAGUUUACAAAAAGAAAUGCAGGAAAUUAUGUCAUCUAAGAGAUCUAUUGAUUCGUCUGAGUUAGACGUGGUUAAAAGAAAGCUUGAGGCAGAAAAGAAGAAAGUUACUAGAGAGAAAAGACAUGUUGAAGAACAAAAGGCAAGAGUUAUUGAGCAAAAAAAGAUUGCAGAGGAAACGGAGAAAAGAGUUUCAGAAGAAACAUGUCGUGCUGACAAGCUGUUGAUGCAGUUGGAAGAAGAGAAGCAGAAGGUUGCAAAAUUGCAAAAGGAAAUGCUGGAAGUUUUUUCAUCUCAAAAAGUUGCUGUUUCCUCUGAACUAGAUGAGCUUAAGAGAAACCUUGAUGAAGAAAAGAAGAAAGCUGUUCAAGAGCAAACACGUGUUGAAGAAGAAAAGGUGAAAGCUAUGGAGCAAAGAAGGAUGGCUGAGGCAAACAAGAAAUGGGGUUCUGAAGAAAAAUGCCGUGCUGACAAUCUAUUAUUGCUGUUGGAGGAGGAGAAAAAGAAGGUUGGGAAAUUGCAUAAGGAAAUGCUGGAAGUUGUGUCAUCUCAGAAAGCUUCUGAGUCCUCUGAGUUAGAUGAGCUUAAGAGAAGCCUUGAGGAAGAAAAGAAGAAAGCUGUUCAAGAGCAAAGACGCGUUGAAGAAGAAAAGUUGAGAGUUAUAGAGCAAAGAAGGAUUGCUGAGGAACACGAGAGAAGGGGUUCUGAAGAAAAAUGCCGUGCUGACAAUCUAUUACUGCAGUUGGAGGAGGAGAAGCAGAAGGUUGAGAUAUUGCGAAAGGAAAUUCUGGAUGUUUCAUCAUCCGAGAAAGGUUCUAGUUCUUCUGAGAUGGAUGAGCUUAAGAGAAAUCUUGAGGAAGAAAAGAAAAAAGCUUUCCUAGAGCAAAGACGUGCUGAAGAAGAAAAGGCGAGGGUUGUAGAGCAAAGAAGGAUUGCACAGGAAAACAAGAAAAGGAGUUCUGAAGAAAAAUGUCGUGCUGAUAAUCUGUUAUUGCAGUUGGAGGAGGAGAAGCAGAAGGUUGAGAAAUUGCGAGAGGAAAUGCAGGUAUUAAUGUCGUCUCAGAAAACUGGCCAUUUAGAUGAGGUUAAUAAAAAUCUUAAGGCAGAAAAGAAGAAAGCUUCUAAAGAGAGAAAGCGUGCUGACCUUGCAAUCUCCUCAAAGGAAGAACAGAAAAGGAUUGCAGAAGCCAGUAUUAAGAAUGCCAUGGAGGAAAAGUGUCGUGCUGACAGACUAUUUGAGGAGCUAGAGAGUAGCAGAUCAUUGAUUGAGAAUUAUGAGCGGAAGCUGAAUAAGGUGACUGACAUGCUGGAGGCUGGAAGAAAAGAGGUGGCCAGACAGAAAAAGCGUGCAGAUAUCCAGAAGUUGAAAUUAGAUGAGCAAGGAAAAAUAGUUACAGCAAAUGAAAUGAGAAUCGCAGAGGAGAAAUGCCGAGGCGAUAAUUUAUUGCUAGAGCUUGAAAAUGGCAGGCAAAAGCUCAAGGAUAUGGAACAUGAGUUACAUCAAGUUAAAUUAUGCAGGGGUUUGGUUGGGACUGCAAGUAUUUCCACUGCUUUUCCUGUGAAUGAGCAGGCUGCAAGAGUUAAUCUCUUGCAGGAACAACUAAAAUUUGAGAAGAAGCGAAUGAAGCACGCCAAAGAGGUUGCUAAAUUAGAAAAGCAUCGCAAACACAUUUUACAGCAGGAGCUACAGAGAUUAAAGCAGGAGUUUCAGUGUUUAUUGGAUCACCUUAGUAUGCUAAGUGGUAUAUAUGGUGCAAGAAAUGGUGUGACUAAUUUACCCAAGAAAUCACUCCCUUCUCAAAUGCAUUUUCGUGGUGAUGAGGAGUUCAGAAUGUCUAGCUUGUCGAUCAAGGAUGUAUCUGGUCUUCUCAAGCCAAAUAUGCGAUUUGUACAUGCAGGGAAUCGUGAAGAAUCAACCUCAGGUAUGGAGAAUGUAUUGGAUCCUCUGCAAGGGGGUUCUCGUGAAGAUAUCUUACCAAGUUCUGCCCUUAACUCCAAUACAGCAUCUUUUUCUGAUGAACAGUUGGUGGGAUCACAGGAAAGAGUUUCGGGGUCUGUUACUAUGUCAGCAGGGUUGUCAGUGGAGAACACAAAUGAACAAGCAACAAUGCUUGGAUGCUCUAAUGAUUGUUGUAGACAAAGGAAUGGUGAGAAAGUUGGUGAUGUUGGUAAAAACGGCAUUAGAAGCCCAGUCGAACCUGCUAUUGGCCAUGCCAAAAAAAGAAGGAAGAUUCUUGACGAAUUUGAGUCCAUCAAAUGUAUGCAAUCAGAAGGUAAAAGUAUCUUCCAGGAAGUAGAAAAAAAGCUGUUCGCUUUACAUAAGACAUUAUUCCAACCCAUGACUAAUGAGUCGAUAGAGAAGGAAAACUCGCCAUUGCCUUUCACUAAUACUAAUUUAUGUGGCAAUCCCGAGUUAUCUAGCAAGAAAGGGAAGCCACCACGUAAACCAGAAGUCGCUCUUCAGCGAACUGGUGAUUCUAAUGUGCGGAUCGAAGUAGAUAAAGUUUUUGCUCCAAGUGCCGCAGAGAUAAGGGAAAGUUCCCAGCCUUUACAAGCUCUUUGCAGAGACAAUGUCAAACAGAAUAAGGAUGCUCUAAUGAUCUUUGAGCAAUUAAUAAAUGGGGAUUAUAUGAAACUACUUGAUUUGGAUGACCCGGAUGCUGAGGAACGUUUCAGGGUGGCGAUGGAGAGGCCUCUAUCUCCACACCUUCCUGUGUUUGAUAUGUUUGAGUUUGGACAAAAGGUUGGAGCAAAUACGCCGAGUAUGCCUGUAUCUGGAAAUAACGAGGCUACACAUCAACAGGCAUUUUCAGCACACAGUAAAAACCUAUGUUACUUUGUUUUGUUUUCUGAUAUGGAGGAUUUCGGCAGUAUAGCCAGGAUUUUUGGUGCUACUAGAACCUGUGUAGCUCGAUGUUUGUUUCUUCAAUCGAAUUGGUCAGUGCAGGAUAUACUGGGUGCACUGUUGCUGGAGAAAGAUCUGAGACCCAGGGAAAAAGCAUGCGUUCUUUUCUCUCUUAUACUACUAAAUUUUGCGGCAAUGUCAGCUAGCAAGCCUGUGAACUUCCAAAUCCACGAGCAAAUGGAUUCUUUUGCUGCACAUUUACGCACAGUGCUAUUCGACAUUGAUACGAGAGAUCUUUGUGCAAAUUUCGGUGAUUUUCAUGAAUUAAUUACUUUGGGUGAGGAUUUUGUUGUUACUAGGAAAAUUUUAUCCAAUAACGAGGUGCCCUGCUAUCUGGAUGGUUGUGGUCCAAGUAUUGAAAUUAUGCAUGAAGGGGAGAAAAGUGUCUUGUGGCCUAAGAUGGCUUCAACUGAUCUGGUUGUUGCAGGGAGCGUUAUAUUGGCAUCAAUUUCUAAAGCAGUUGGUGAUUAUAGUUCUGUAUGUGAAGUUUCACCAAAAAUUCUUCAGAUUGGCAGAACCGAGUAUUCAUUGGCAUUGUCAAUUCUUCAUACUUUUGCUUAUAUAUGCGGUGAAGAAUAUUUUACCAACAGCAACUACACUUCAGUCAUGAAAGUAGUUAAAGCUGUGGUGACCUUUAUGGAGGGUUCUCUGGCUGAAAAUUCCAAUAAUAAUCUCCAGUCAAGGGAUAAUGAUAAUCCGCACCAGUUUACCCACUGUGUUAAAUGUCCAUUCUCAGAGGGCUCUUUUACUCUAGAUUAUGUUUCCUCAGAAUUAUUGGAAGAACUGCAAAGACAUAUGGUGCCCGAAGAUCCAGCUGUGUCGGCUCAUUCAUCAAACAGGGAAGCUUUCUCUUGCUUCCUGGGUGAUGUCCUGUCAUCUCUGGAGCUCAUCACAUCCAUUAUGGGAUGGGAGUGGGUACAUGGCAAAAUUGUACCAAAGCUAUUUAGGAUUUCGGAAUCAAGUCAUCAUGAUAGGGUUUUCUCUUCUGCCCUUGCUGUCCUUCUAGGUGAUAUUGGAAAACUAGGAGUGGAAGCACGUGGAUAUGAUGACACAGGAGUUGAGGACAUAAAACGCUACUUAUCGAAUCUUUUAUGUCAGACUGCUUCUGCCUCAAUGGGCGAUAAAACUUUACCCACCGCGAUUAUGUAUGGACUGAUCGGGCUUUAUCCAAAAGGACAUGAGAUGCUUCAGAAUGGUACUAAUGUAAAGUUCCCAUCUGAAGGUGUGCUUUCAGCGCCUGCUUCAUCUGAUGUCGUAAGCAAAUUCCUUUCCUCUCUCAGCAGCGACCAGAUAACAUCCCUGGCUGGUCUAGUAAAUCCAGAUAGAGGAGUUGCUGCUUAGUUUUUGUGGCCUAAAUGUUGUAAGUAGUAGAAUUUUGCAAAUUAUCUGGUAGUUUUAGGAUAUUAAUAGUAUUAAGCGCCAUGUCACAACUCACAAGGUUUCCCUAAGUUUGUUGUUAUCUAAGAAAUAUGGCUCUAGAUGAGAAGAUCGUCCGAAAAAAUCGAGAUGUUUACCAUUGUACGAAAUUUCUGGACAUGCUCCCUGUUUUUGCCAUGAAGGGUGCUUGGUGUCAUUUUGUUUAAUGGAAAAAAAUGUAUAUUUGAGAGCA